Molecule: messenger RNA, 204 nt
Organism: Racocetra persica
Lineage: Eukaryota; Fungi; Glomeromycota; Glomeromycetes; Diversisporales; Gigasporaceae
Source: the annotation of a GenBank genome assembly
GGCACGCCAGUGGCGGCAGAUCAAGUUCUUAAGCCAGGGCUUUUUUUGCAUAUUGCAAAUGCAAAUGAUAAAAAUGCAAAUAUAGAUAGAAAUGCAAAUGAUAAAAAUGCAAAUAUAGAUAGAAAUGCAAAUGAUAAAAAUGCAAAUAUAGAUAGAAAUGCAAAUGAUAGAAAUGCAGCAAAUGAUAGAAAUGCAGCAAAAUGA